GAAAAAAAAAAGGAAAAGUAAGGAAACGACUCUUCUUCGACGAAAGCUCACAGAUCGCUGAGUGGCAAGAACCGGUUGAGUCCAAAACAUUUAGUUGGAUUUUCUUUAUUUAUUUCAAGAAUUUUAGGUGGACAGCUAUGGCUUCGGGAGGGGAAUCCAAAAAUGAUGAUCUAGCCACUGCAAUUUUGAAGCAAAAGAGCAGGCCCAACAGACUGGUUGUUGAUGAAUCCAUCAAUGAGGACAACAGUGUGGUCUCGCUUUCUCAGGCCAAGAUGGAUGAGCUGCAACUCUUCCGUGGAGACACAGUGCUUAUGAAGGGCAAGAAGAGGCGGGAAACUGUGUGCAUUGUCCUCUCAGAUGACACAUGCUCUGAUGAAAAAGUUCGCAUGAACAGGGUUGUUCGCAACAAUCUGAGGGUUCGAUUGGGUGAUGUGAUCAGCAUUCAGCCAUGCCCUGAUGUGAAGUAUGGAAAGAGGAUCCAUGUUCUUCCAUUAGAUGAUACAGUUGAAGGAAUUACUGGAAACCUGUUUGAGGUCUACCUCAAGCCAUACUUUCUCGAGGCUUACAGGCCAAUCCGCAAAGGUGAUAUUUUCCUGGUCAGAGGAGGCAUGCGUGCUGUGGAAUUUAAAGUGGUAGAAACAGAUCCCUCGCCCUAUUGCAUUGUUGCACCUGAUACAGUAAUCCACUGUGAAGGAGAGCCAAUCAGAAGAGAGGAUGAGGAAGAGGCCCUAAAUGAGGUGGGCUAUGAUGACAUUGGAGGUGUGAGAAAGCAGUUGGCGCAAAUCAAAGAGAUGGUAGAGUUGCCUCUUAGACACCCUGCACUAUUCAAGGCUAUAGGAGUCAAGCCACCACGUGGAAUCUUGCUGUACGGACCGCCUGGAACUGGAAAAACCUUGAUUGCCAGAGCUGUGGCGAAUGAAACUGGAGCUUUCUUCUUCCUUAUUAAUGGACCUGAAAUCAUGAGUAAGCUGGCAGGAGAGAGUGAGAGUAACUUGAGGAAGGCCUUUGAGGAAGCAGAGAAGAAUGCUCCAGCAAUUAUCUUCAUUGAUGAGCUUGAUGCGAUUGCUCCCAAAAGAGAGAAGACUCAUGGUGAGGUGGAGAGGCGCAUUGUUUCUCAGCUUCUGACCUUAAUGGAUGGCCUAAAACAGAGAGCUCAUGUCAUUGUCAUGGCUGCCACCAACAGACCAAACAGCAUCGAUCCAGCUCUGAGAAGAUUUGGACGUUUUGAUAGGGAAGUGGACAUCGGUAUCCCUGAUGCGACUGGCAGGUUGGAGAUCCUCCAGAUUCACACAAAGAACAUGAAGCUGGCUGAUGAUGUUGACUUGGAACAGGUAGCUAAUGAGACCCAUGGACAUGUGGGUGCAGAUCUGGCUGCCCUCUGCUCAGAGGCAGCUCUGCAGGCCAUCAGGAAGAAGAUGGAUCUGAUUGACCUUGAAGAUGAGACCAUUGAUGCUGAAGUUAUGAACUCUCUGGCUGUCACUAUGGAUGACUUCAAGUGGGCACUCAGCCAGAGCAACCCAUCAGCACUGAGGGAGACUGUUGUUGAGGUUCCCAACAUUAGCUGGGAAGACAUUGGUGGAUUGGAAGAUGUUAAGCGAGAGCUGCAGGAGUUGGUACAGUAUCCAGUGGAGCACCCAGACAAGUUCCUGAAGUUUGGCAUGACCCCAUCCAAAGGUGUGCUGUUCUAUGGUCCCCCUGGUUGUGGUAAAACCCUGUUGGCCAAAGCCAUUGCCAAUGAGUGCCAGGCCAAUUUCAUCUCCAUCAAAGGACCUGAGCUGCUUACCAUGUGGUUUGGAGAGUCUGAGGCUAACGUCAGAGAGAUAUUUGACAAAGCUCGCCAGGCAGCCCCAUGCGUGCUCUUCUUUGAUGAACUGGAUUCCAUAGCCAAAGCUCGUGGUGGCAACGUGGGUGAUGGUGGUGGAGCCGCUGAUCGUGUCAUCAACCAGAUCCUGACAGAGAUGGAUGGAAUGUAGCAAAAGAACGUCUUUAUCAUCGGAGCCACAAACAGACCAGACAUUAUUGAUCCUGCUAUCCUGAGACCUGGCCGACUGGAUCAGCUAAUCUACAUCCCACUGCCCGAUGAGAAGAGCAGGAUCAGCAUCCUUAAAGCCAACCUCCGCAAGAGUCCCAUCAGCAAGGAUGUGGACUUAGACUUUCUGGCUAAGAUGACCAAUGGCUUCUCUGGAGCUGAUCUUACAGAGAUCUGCCAGCGGGCGUGCAAGUUAGCCAUUCGAGAGAGCAUUGAGAACGAGAUCCGCAGAGAGAGGGAGAGGCAAACUAACCCCUCGGCUAUGGAGGUUGAAGAAGAUGAUCCUGUACCAGAAAUCAGAAAGGACCACUUUGAAGAGGCAAUGCGAUUCGCUCGCCGUUCAGUCAGUGACAAUGACAUUCGCAAAUAUGAGAUGUUCGCUCAGACACUGCAGCAGAGUCGUGGCUUUGGCUCAUUCAGGUUUCCCUCCAGUGCUGCAGGUGGCAGUGGUCCGAGCCAGGGCUCAGGGGGAACUAGCAGCGGUCCCGUUUUCAACGAGGAUAAUGACGAUGACCUUUAUGGAUAAAUAUACACUGCCCCACAGUGGUCAGUUCUGGGAUCACACUUGUACAAAUUCUCACCAGAUUCCACAUUUUUAGGACUUUGUGCUUCUUUCAUGUGUUCCUUUUUUGUAUGACUUACCUUGGAGAAAGCAUGUAGCUGCUUGGUUUGCCCUGGCUUUGUUGUGGGUGGGGGUAAGGGUAUAUUGAAAACACAGUGAAUGGCUGAUGCAAACGUUUAGGGGCGGGGUUAUUGAGUGGCCUCAUUUUCACUAUCACACAAAUGAGUGGCUUUAGUGAUGGGAUUCUGUACUAGGCUAACAGAACAGAAGGAUAAGCAUUGCUAAUUACUUUUUUUUUAUGAACAGUAGCAUAUAAUGUAUUCCAAAUUUGUCAAGUUUAUGUUGUUGAAAAUAAAAUCUCCCUGAAAGCGU
Messenger RNA from Thalassophryne amazonica, 2963 nucleotides. It is a transcript of the gene vcp, whose product is annotated as valosin containing protein. The record is from RefSeq and is a predicted model, not a curated record. Lineage: Eukaryota; Metazoa; Chordata; Actinopteri; Batrachoidiformes; Batrachoididae. Gene Ontology annotation, molecular function: ATP hydrolysis activity; polyubiquitin modification-dependent protein binding; ATP binding. Gene Ontology annotation, cellular component: VCP-NPL4-UFD1 AAA ATPase complex; nucleus; cytosol. Gene Ontology annotation, biological process: mitotic spindle disassembly; autophagosome maturation; retrograde protein transport, ER to cytosol.